AUGUCCAAGAGGAGCCGCUCAAACACACCACCAGAGGCGCGACAAGCCUCAAAUCGUCCGCCCAUGAAGAGAUUACAGGAGGCUUCCCCAGUAAUUUCUACCAGCAGCGCCAACGCACCUAACGACAAGUCUAGUUCUGCGCCUAUAAGCAAGUCAACCUCUGACCACGGUAAAAAGGACGCAUCUGAUAGCAAGUCCGAAGCCACGCUUCGCAUUGAGUCAUUUUCUGAGAACCUCAAAGCCGCAUCUGAAGACGGAUCAAUAGCUGCGCUUGCGACUAGACCAGCCUCUGAGGACUGCAAAGCCGCAUCGGGAGAUAAGUCUUUCACUGCAGCUACUACCGAGCCCACCUCUGAGAGCACGCCAAAGGGAUCCGGGACUAUCCCCUAUGCCACAUCUACACAACACCUGUCCACGCCUGAGGAUGUCUUGAGUGACCACUGGUCUUGGGUGACGAGUAUGACACGAAAGUCAAGCCGUCCGCAAUCGCUGUACGAUGACGUCAAGGACAUUAACAUUAAAACUUCUGAACUUGGAGACGUUGAGAGAAUUGCAUUUCAGGAGAUGCUAGUAGAUCUUAGAAGUGGCAAUGAUCUCGGUUCGGAUCAUGUGCGCCGUCUCACCAUCCUGAGCUUUUCUCAGGAACCUCUUUACCAGUACCGAAUGCUGUUAGGAGGCUGCAGGUUCCUUCAAGAUCUAACCGUUGGCUUUUGCGAGGAAGAGAUGCAGGAUUUCAUAGCCCGAGAAAGUCCCAGCGACUUUGCGUCCGGGUCCGGUCUAGAGUCUUUGUGUCAAACCGCCUUACAGAAACUAACCAUCUUCAAAGCACCAGAUGCCAACAUAGACAGUAUGCCUCGGAAUAGAUCAACUGCGAAAACCCCAAAGGCAAAGGUUGCAAGAAAAGCGAAGCCCGCAGAUGGCCCAGAAACAGAUGCAUGGGUCGAGCGUCUCGUUGCUCACCUCCACAACGUGGCAAGCAGCAACGGCAACAGUGAGCUACGCAUUAUUGCGGAUGCUUUCUCGUCCAGCGAUGCGGCUUAG
Alternaria arbusti is the source of this 1041-nucleotide messenger RNA. RefSeq lists its product as uncharacterized. The record is from RefSeq and is a predicted model, not a curated record. The transcript is spliced from 2 exons. Lineage: Eukaryota; Fungi; Ascomycota; Dothideomycetes; Pleosporales; Pleosporaceae. Bases 1 to 1041 code for a protein of 346 amino acids.